AUGGGAUGGUUGUUCCACAUAUUUGCCAAAUAUUAUUUGGGAAUCAAGGCUAUGUAUUCUACUCAUCCCCCCCCCCUCGGAGGGUCAUUAGGCAACAAGCAAGGAACCGACAUCAAAGGCGGCGGCCGUCAUUGGUUUGAUUUUCUAAUCAUGAGAGGUUCGACAGGGAAGAUACUCAUGAGGACGAUAAAGUAUGGUGCCAUUGUCGGUGGUACAGCUAUAGGAGGCACCUCUGCAUACAUAUACUUCACUACACCUAGCCCCAUUCCCGCGAGUGCUUAUCGGAAAACAGUACCACAGUUUGAUCGCAGAAAGUCGUUGGAAAAGUUAUGCCGAGAUGAAUUCGAUAUUAUUGUAGUAGGAGGAGGAGCGACAGGAUCAUCCAUAGCACUGGAUGGAGCCUCUAGAGGCCUAAAAGUAGCGUUACUCGAGCGUAAUGAUUUUGGCUCUGGUACCAGCAGUCGAAGUACCAAGCUUCUGCAUGGCGGAAUUGGUUACCUGAAAUCGGCGUUACUGGGGAUGGAUCUGCAAAUGUUGAGGAUGAUUUAUCAAUCGGUGCGGGAAAGAGCUCACAUGCUGUAUGCGGCACCUUAUCUAUCCCAACCCUUACCGAUAUUGCUACCAUCCUUCUACCCAAUGGAAGCGAUUCAAAGAUGGCUAGGCGUUAAACUGUUCGAUACUAUGGCGAAAGUCAUGACGGUUUUCAACACAGGAGUGCCCAAUUCGUAUUGGAUAAGCAAGUCCAAUACAAAAUUCAUGUUCCCUUUGAUGAAGAGCGAAGGUUUACUCGGUAGUAUGCUGUAUUACGAUGGUCAACUGAACGACUCUAGGAUGGAUCUUGCCAUUGCCAUGACGGCUACGGUGGAUGGUUACAUUGAUGGAUGGGUACCAGCUACUGUAGUGAACCAUGCUACAGUAGAACAUGUGAGGAAGAAUGCUCAAGGGCUUUGUGAUGGCGUCCAAGUUAAGGACGAGCUGAGUGGUGAUACAUUCGAAGUAACAGGCAAGAUAGUGAUCAACGCGACUGGAGCUAGGGCCGACUUCCUCCGGAGGGAUGUAGACCCUGAUGCUGAUCCUAAGAUAGCAGUCAACGCUGGAGCUCAUAUCAUAUUACCCAAAUCGUAUGCUCCCCGACCAUAUGGCAUGCUCAUCCCAUCGACUAGCAAGAGCCAUACCACACUUUGUUACUUCCCCUGGGAAAGCAAUACUCUCGUCGGCGCUGUUAAUCACAGUGCUGACUUGACCGACUCCCAACCACACCCAUCGGUAGAGGCCCUAGAUGUUAUUCUAGACGAGAGCACAGAGUAUCUGAAUGUGAACAGAGAGGAUCUUAUCCAAGAUACGCAAGCUGCUUGGAGCGGAAUAAGACAGCUGAGUUGUGAUCCCAACGACUCUCGUUUCGGCAAGGAUUUCCGCGGUCAUCAAAUUGUUGUAGACCGCCGGUCUGGCCUUGUGAGCAUAUUCGGAGGCAACUGGACUACAUGCCGGUUGAUGGCAGAAGAAUGUGUUGACAAGGCACUGUCCUUGCACAAGAAGGAUGUUUCUGUGAAGUACCCUUGCCGCACGUAUAAGUUGAGACUUAUAGGCAGCCAAGAUCCGAGGUUCCCAUCGUGGCAUGCAGAUUCAUCACUUCGAGUGAAAACGAUGGCAAUGGAGUUGCACAGAGAGUAUGCAGUCGAUGUGGAUGGUGCGACCCAUCUAGCUACGACCUACGGCGCGUUAGCCCCUGCGGUAUGUGAGUUCGGACAGAAAACCGAUAGUCUGUAUCCAUUGCUACCGAAUCAGUCGUACUUGCGAACUGAAGUGCUAGUGGCAUGUGAUCAAGAGAUGGCGGAGUCGGUCAUUGACGUCAUCGCCAAUCGCACAAGGAUGGCGUUUGUUGACCCUGUUGGCACUCUAGCGAUUCUCCCCGAUAUUGUCCAAAUGGUAGGAGACCGAAAGGGAUGGAACACAGCGAAGCGGGAGGCCGAGGACGAUAAGGCGAGGAAAUUUUUAGCCAAGAUGACCUAUGGCAAUCACACAGCAGCUGAAACGCCGAUACCAGCGAGCCACCAGGAUUCCCCUACCAGCGAGUAGAGAUAGAAUAGUUGUUAAAACUCAGUUGCUGUCAA
Perkinsus marinus ATCC 50983 is the source of this 2111-nucleotide messenger RNA. RefSeq names its product glycerol-3-phosphate dehydrogenase, putative. Gene Ontology annotation, cellular component: mitochondrion; glycerol-3-phosphate dehydrogenase (FAD) complex. NCBI's taxonomy places the organism in Eukaryota, Perkinsozoa, Perkinsida, Perkinsidae. The transcript is spliced from 20 exons. Bases 1 to 2076 code for a protein of 691 amino acids. The record is from RefSeq and is a predicted model, not a curated record. Gene Ontology annotation, biological process: glycerol-3-phosphate metabolic process. Gene Ontology annotation, molecular function: glycerol-3-phosphate dehydrogenase (quinone) activity.